Lytechinus pictus (painted urchin) is the source of this 4543-nucleotide messenger RNA. RefSeq names its product nose resistant to fluoxetine protein 6-like. The transcript has 16 exons. Gene Ontology annotation, molecular function: acyltransferase activity, transferring groups other than amino-acyl groups. The record is from RefSeq and is a predicted model, not a curated record. The coding region runs from base 604 to 2766 and encodes 720 amino acids. Lineage: Eukaryota; Metazoa; Echinodermata; Echinoidea; Temnopleuroida; Toxopneustidae.
CACAUGAUCUACCGUACAUAAUUAUGAUCGUCUAAAGUCGACGACGACGGCUUCAUUAUGACUAGAUUUUAACGUUAACGUUGGAGGAGCUAACUUAUUUUGUUCACGAUAGAGACAAAUCUCUGAAUGUCUGUCGCUCUGCCUGCUGCAGAAUGUGAGGUGAAAUUUGAACUAUGUUUAUAUUUUUUAAAUCAUUUUUAUAAUGCGAUGAGAUAGUAUCUGAGACUGAGUCUGACUCUGAGAUAGUGAUCAGUGACAGUGUCCAGUGCAGUGCAGUGUCACUAUCACUAGUAUCAGUGACAGUGACGACUGAGUCUCGGCUCAGACUCAGUCACUCACACUGAGAUUGCUGAUUCAUUGGACAGGCCAUGGAAUGGAUAGACGAAAACGCAAAAGCUUCGGUCUCUGUUAUAAUGGUUGUUCCGCUGAAAACCGUUGGCUCCACUCACCAAAUACAGAGACCGAAGUUCUAGCUCGAUCUGUACAGGGACUCGAUGAUAUGUUUAUGACUUAUGUAUUGAAUUUGGAUAAAACAGGGAAGUGAAGUUGUGCGACAGCCAAAGUACGGUACCGUCGCCAGAGACAGCAUUGCACAUAUACACCAUGAUAUCUACAUCCUCCAGCAAGCAUUUCUUCCAGCCACUCUCCUCAUGCAGCACUAAACUGAUCAUACCCACCCUCAUCAUUGUAACGGCAGUAUGCAUUCAAGCGACCUCCGCCUUCAUGACCCCUGACAUGAUACUGAAGUUAACCACAGCAGGGCGCCCUCCGAUGGUGCCCCAUGUCCAGGGCGAGGUCUCCGGCAGGUGCAAGACGGAACUGGCUGCCGUCAUUUCAGCAGAGACCUCUGAGCUUCUUCAGGUGGUGGACUCGUUUGGGAAGCCGGAGUCUGGUCUACUGGUUGGCAAUGCGGUGUGGAUGGGUCACUAUGAUGAAUGCAAGAGCAUUACAGGAUUCAACUUCUGCAUGUCCUAUCUUCAGCUGACGCUCCCCCAAAACGGCUCUAUAGUUCCUAGUCCUACUGGCCAAACACAGUUGAUGUGGGGAGUGUGUGUUCCAGAAUCCUGCUCAGACUCGGAUGUACUCUAUGCUCUACAAGACCUACUUAAUUUAGUCGAAGCUCCCUUUGAUAUCUCAGCUGUGAAUGCUUCUUCGGUCCUAUGUGCACAGGAUCCACCUGCUCCAUACGAUGCUGUUGGUUUUAUUUUAACAAUGGCAGUCAUAGGCUUACUAGGGACUCUGAUGGUGCUUGGGGCUUUCCUGGAUACCACCUUGCGAUCCGUCCACUACAAGGCCCCGCCCACCAGUCGGCAGCUGGUUAUCAACAGGACAACCAACGUGUACCCCUACCAGAGGGUUGGGAGCCCCUCAGGGGAUGAGGGGAGGGGCACAUCCCAAGCAGAAGAGAUGGAGGUGCAGUACCUGGAAGAGACACCCACAGCAUGCACCAGGGCCUGGCAGCAGUUCCUGUUAUGUUUUGCUGUUAAUCGCAACCUCAAGAAGCUGCUCUCGUCAAAGACUGGAGAGGGCGGUAUAGGCUGCCUCAACGGCAUUCGGGUCAUCAGUAUGACCUGGGUCAUCUUGGGUCAUGUGCCGCUUUUUAUGAUUUCGGCCGGAAUUGUCGGGAAUCCAUUGUAUGCCUUCCAGUACACCAGCCGGUUUGGGAUUCAAGUAGUGGUUAACGCUUAUUUCUCAGUCGAUUCUUUCUUCUUUCUCAGCGGGCUGCUGGUUGCCUAUAUGUCUUUGGGCAGGAUGGCAAAGAGCGGAGGAAAGCUACCUUGGUUUUGGUUUUAUUUCCACCGGUACUGGAGGUUAACUCCUGCGUUGGGUAUGACCACGUUGAUCUGGCUCUUCUUAAAACCCUAUCUUGGAUCGGGACCGGUCUGGCAGUCCAACGUCUCGGACCCGUUCUGUUCUCGGGACUGGUGGGUCAACCUACUGUACAUCAAUAACUUUUACCAUAAUGAUUGUAUAGCUUGGGUAUGGUAUCUAGCUAAUGAUAUGCAGUUCUUUAUCAUCAGUCCUAUUCUACUAAUCAUGCUACACAGGCGACCAUUGCUUGGACUGCUUAGUCUUUUUGGAAUCUGUGUGGCCAGCUCAGUUACUACAGGUCUACUCAUGGCAAAACAUAAUUUCUCAGUACUUUUUCUCGAUGCAUCAAAUCCAAAUCCCCCAACGGAUCAAAGCCAAUCCUUUACAGAGGUGAUCUACGAUAAACCUUACUGCCGCAUUGCACCUUAUAUGGUCGGCAUGGCGAUGGGAUACCUUCUACAUAAAAUCAAGAAAGACAAUGUCAAACUGCAUCCGUCUGUAGUGGUGGUAGGAUGGGGUGUUGCUACAGCCGUAGGAAUGGCGGUGGUAUACGGGCUGUACGGAGGUUACAACAGUCAUCCCCUUAGUACGACGGAGAACGCCGUCUACAUGGCACUAUGUCGGUUUGCUUGGGCGGUCAGCCUCUCCUGGGUUGUGUUUGCCUGUCACUAUGGAUACGGAGGUUGGAUCAACGACUUUCUGAGUUGGGAGUUGUGGAUACCGAUGAGUCGCCUGACAUAUUCGGCCUAUCUUCUUCAUCCUAUCGUCAUCAUAAUCUACGGCUACAACUUGACCAACACCUACUUCUACUCCAUCUAUACUCUGGCAUUUGAGGUUGCUGCCUUCAUAGCCCUUGGCUACAUGGCUGCUAUCUUGAUGGCAGUAGCAAUCGAGUUCCCGUUUGGAAACCUGGAAAGAAUGAUCAUGCCAUCAACAGACAAGAAGACCAAGUAGCUGAAUGUAUAUUCAAGAUGGUGACACGACAUAUGCUCCUGCGACAUUUGCUCCAGUCUUAAUAUCUCAUAGGGUUAUGAUUAGGAUCAUAAUGGAGUUUUUGGUUCAGAUUAAAGUAAAGAAAUACAAUUAUAUGUUUCUUUUGAUCCAAAGACUCCUGGAGCUCUUAAUAAUGCUCUGGUUAAACUUCAGAAUUGUAUAUCAGAUAUAAGACAGUGGAUGAUAGUGAAUAAGCUAAAACUAAAUGACAAAAAACUGAAUUUUUUGUUGCGGCCUCUACUUAUAACUUGCACAAUCUUCCAAAUGUUGAUGUUGAUGGUACACUCAUUAGACCAUCAGAAAAAAUACGAAACCUUGGUGUCAUAUUUGAUUCCUGCAUAUCAAUGUCGUACCAUAUCUCUCAUAUCUGUAGCACAGUCACUUUUUAUUUAAGGAAUAUUUCUAGAAUCAGAAGGUUCAUUGACCAGUCUGCCUGUCACAAUGCUGUUCGUUCAUUGGUUCUAUCUCGUAUUGAUUAUUGCAUUGGGCUUCCUUCUACAAUUCCCUCUAAUCAAUUAAUCCGUAUUCAACGACUACAAAAUUGGGCAGCACGAUUAAUUUUACAGGUUUCCCGAGAUCAUCUUUCCCAAUCACUCUUUAAUUCUCUUCACUGGCUUCCUUUUAAACAGAGAAUUACGUCCAAAUUGCUCUUGAUUGUCUAUAAAACACUGAAUAAACAGGCUCCACAGUAUUUAAGUAACUGCUUGAAUCUGUAUACACCAACUAGAGCACUUAGGUCGGCCAGUGAUCACCUUCGCCUCACAUAUUCAUUAACUCGUACAUUAGUUGGUGACAGAACUUUUAUGGUGUCGGCUUCAAAAUCCUGGAAGGACCUGCCACUAAUAAUUAGACAGUCUCCAACAGCAAUUUUCAAAAAGUCAUUAAAAACUCAUCUCUUUCGUACUUUGUAGUUUUUAAUAUUACAUUUAAUUAAUUCAUUGUAAGCGCUUUGGGCAUAAUGGGAAAAGCGCAGUACAAAUAAUAAGUAAUAAUAAUAAUAUAAAAGGAUUAGGGUCUAUUUAAUUUUUUAGGUUAAGUUUUACAUGUAUGUUUGGCAUAACAUGCAGGUUUCCCAUUAGAGCAAUUGUCACCAGAGCUUUUCUCUUGAAACCAGUAUGAUUUAUGGCCUGGUACAUGUACGUUUGAUCUUUAGGAUACGGUGACACGGAGUUUGCUCCUGCGACAUUGGCAACAGGCUUUAUUUCAGGCAAGAUGAAGGUUUAAGGAUUGCAGUAGGGUUUUAUGAUGGGUUUCGGAUAUGGUACAGUGUUAAAUCUCGUUUGAAGUUGGUCAUUCCAUACGCUAUGAGGAAUAUGCCGGAGCAAUUGUCGCUGGAACAAAUGUCGUGGAAUUAUUGUAAACAUGCUAUUACUUAUGUUAAGUUUAAAGCCUCUUGAUUAGAAAUCGCCAAAUAUGAAUGUUGGUAUUGUGGUGCACAUUUGACAAUCAAAUACUGGUGCCAAGACUGUAGACCUAUAGACUCAUGCCAAAACAUAUUCUGUUGUUUCAUUUGGUUGAUAGACGAUACUUGGUUAUUUUUUAAUAUCCACGUAGAAAAGGAAAUCUUAACCAAGCUUUAAUUUUUCUUAUGAAUUCUUUAGUGCCAUUUAUUGAUCCCUGCAUAAAAACAGUGGGUGUUAAUGUAUACAGUGGGAAGUUUAUUGUGUACAUGUAGCAAUGUCGAGUUUUGUCAACUCGAUCUUAGCACAUUCCUCAUACAGUUCCCAGGGGCGGAUCU